Messenger RNA from Echinops telfairi (small Madagascar hedgehog), 2667 nucleotides. RefSeq names its product chondroitin polymerizing factor (gene CHPF). Gene Ontology annotation, molecular function: glucuronosyl-N-acetylgalactosaminyl-proteoglycan 4-beta-N-acetylgalactosaminyltransferase activity. Bases 5 to 2326 code for a protein of 773 amino acids. Gene Ontology annotation, cellular component: Golgi cisterna membrane. The record is from RefSeq and is a predicted model, not a curated record. The transcript is spliced from 4 exons. NCBI's taxonomy places the organism in Eukaryota, Metazoa, Chordata, Mammalia, Afrosoricida, Tenrecidae.
CGCCAUGCGGGCGUCGCUGCUGCUGUCGGUCCUGCGGCCCGCGGGGCCCGUGGCCGUGGGCAUCUCGCUGGGCUUCACUCUGAGCCUACUCAGCGUCACCUGGGUGGAGGAGCCGUGCGGCCCAGGGCCACCCCAGCCCGGAGACUCUGAGCUGCCUCUGCGCGGCAACACCAACGCCGCGCGCCGGCCCAACUCCGUGCAAGCUGGCGCAGAGCGCGAGAGGCCCGGGCCCGGCGCCGGGGAGAACUGGGAGCCGCGGGUCUUGCCAUAUCACCCAGCACAGCCCGGCCAGGCUACCAAAAAGGCCGUCAGGACCCGCUACAUCAGCACGGAGCUGGGCAUCAGGCAGAGGCUGCUUGUGGCGGUGCUGACCUCACAGGCCACAUUACCCACGCUGGCCGUGGCCGUGAACCGCACGCUAGGGCACCGGCUAGAGCGCGUGGUGUUCUUGACUGGUGCUCGGGGCCGCCGGGUACCACCAGGCAUGGCCGUGGUGACCCUGGGUGAGGAGCGGCCCAUCGGGCACCUACACCUGGCGCUCCGCCACCUGCUAGAUCAGCACGGCGACGACUUUGACUGGUUCUUCUUAGUGCCUGACACCACCUACACGGAAGCGCACGGACUCUCGCGCCUCGUUGGCCGCCUCAGCCUGGCUGCUUCUGCUCACCUCUACAUGGGCCGGCCCCAGGACUUCAUCGGCGGGGAGUCCUCCCCAGGCCGCUUCUGCCACGGCGGCUUUGGCGUGCUGCUGUCCCGAACGCUGCUGCAGCAGCUGCGCCCCCACCUGGAAAGCUGUCGCAAUGAUAUCGUCAGCGCGCACCCGGACGAGUGGCUGGGGCGCUGCAUCCUGGACGCAACCGGCGUGGGCUGUAUUGGAGACCACGAGGGGGUACAUUAUAGCUACCUGGAGCUGAGCCCUGGGGAGCCGGUGCAGGAGGGGGACCCUCGUUUCCGCAACACCCUGACAACCCACCCUGUGAGGGACCCUGUGCACUUGUACCAGCUGCACAAGGCCUUUGCUCGAGCGGAGCUGGAGCGCACAUACCAGGAGAUCCAGGAGCUGCAGCGGGAGAUCCAGAACACCAGCCGCCUGGCAGCUGAUGGCGAGCGGGCUGCUGCUUGGCCCGUGGGCAUCCCCGCACCCUCCCGCCCUGCCUCCCGAUUCGAGGUGCUACGCUGGGAAUAUUUCACGGAGCAGCAUGCCUUCUCCUGUGCUGACGGUUCACCACGCUGCCCGCUGAGGGGGGCUGACCGAGCCGAUGUGGCUGACAUUCUCAGCGCAGCCCUGGAGGAACUCAACCGCCGCUACCACCCGGCCCUGCAGCUCCAAAAGCAGCAAUUGGUCAACGGCUACCGACGCUUCGAUCCCGCCCGGGGCAUGGAAUACACGCUGGACCUGCAGCUGGAGGCGCUGACCCCCCAGGGUGGCCGCUGGCCCCUCACCCACCGGGUGCAACUACUCCGGCCACUGAGCCGUGUGGAAAUCCUGCCCGUGCCCUAUGUCACCGAGGCCUCCCGUCUCACUGUGCUGCUGCCGCUGGCUGCUGCCGAGCGUGACCUGGCCCCAGGCUUCCUGGAGGCCUUCGCAGCUGCAGCCCUGGAGCCUGGCGACGCCACGGCCGCCCUGACCCUGCUGCUGCUGUAUGAGCCGCGCCAGGCCCAGCGGGCAGCCCACGCUGACAUCUUUGCCCCCGUCAAAGCCCACGUGGCAGAGCUGGAGCGGCGGUUCCCUGGCGCCCGGGUGCCCUGGCUUAGCGUGCAGACAGCAGCGCCCUCCCCGCUGCGCCUUAUGGACCUGUUGUCCAAGAAGCACCCGCUGGACACGCUGUUCCUGCUGGCCGGGCCAGACACGGUGCUCACGGCAGACUUCCUGAACCGCUGCCGCAUGCACGCCAUCUCGGGCUGGCAGGCCUUCUUCCCCAUGCACUUCCAGGCCUUCCACCCCACUGUGGCCCCGCCGCAGGGCCCCGGGCCACUGGAGCUGGGCCGAGACACGGGCCGCUUCGAUCGCCAGGCGGCCAGCGAGGCCUGCUUCUACAACUCGGACUAUGUGACAGCCCGCGGGCGGCUGGCGGCCACCCCGGAGCAAGAGGAGGAGCUGCUGGAGAGCCUGGACGCUUACGAGCUGUUCCUGCGCUUUUCCAGCUUGCACGUGCUCCGCGCGGUAGAGCCCGCGCUGCUGCAGAGGUACCGGGCCCAGCCUUGCAGCGCCCAGCUCAGCGAGGACCUGUACCACCGCUGCCGCCAGAGCACGCUGGAGGGCCUGGGCUCCCGCACCCAGCUGGCCAUGCUCCUCUUCGAGCAGGAGCAGGGCAACAGCACCUGACCCCGCCCGCCCACACCUGGCCAGCAUCCCGGAGCACCCCUCAACCUGCCCAACAGCCUCGCCAGUGGGGCUCAAGCCUCAGACCGCAAGGUGGCCCUGAGCCCUGUCUGGCUUUGUGAGUCUCUGGGCUCAGGACAAACCCUGGAGACCCAGCCUCCCGUUCCCACCCCCUUGACGCUGCUGAUUGGGGCUGUGGCCUUGCAGUUCAGUCUGCCUGACGCCAGUCCACCUCCUGGGGGGGUCCCCAGGGAGCUGGGCUGCAGAUAAGUUGUUGGGGGAGGAGGAGGGUGGCCCUCUGACUGAUGGAACUCCUUGCCUUGAAUAAACAGGCUGAGCGAGAA